AUGGACACCGCGGCGGGGAGCUGCGGUCCUGGAACCGCCACGGCCGUUCCAGCUGCGCCCGCCAUCUCCAUGUGCCCCAACUUCCGAAACGGAAUCUGUUUGCCUAGUUCCUGCCGGAGCAGAACAUGGCAGCUGGUCACACGCCAAGAAGAUCGUCAGCCGUCCGGCAGUGCCCCAGGUGGCUGUGACCCUGCUCCUUGCCAGCUGACCUGCCUUCCAGAAACGUCUUGUGUGGGUUUUGUUUGCCAACCCAUUUGCUCCUGCACAGCCUGCGAUGAACCCGGCACUGGGCAGCCUCCUCGUCUGGUUAGCUCGUGCCAGCCCGCCUGCGCAGAAUCCACCGGCGGUCCGGAGAGGUGCUGUGAAGCCAGCUCCGGUCGGCCAGGCUCCUGCCAGCAGCCCGUUUUCGUGUCCGCAUCGCAGCAGGCAGGUUGCGGCCACUCAGUCUGCUGUGACCCGAGGGCCUGCCAGCCGCCCUCUUCUGAGAGUACUUCCUGUCCUGGAACAUCUUGCCCACCAACCGUCUGCACCGCUAGUCCAUGCCAGCCAGCUGGCUGCCAAGCAGGUUCAUGUCACACCACUAGUGGCGAAGGUCAGCCCUGCAAAUCCAUUUAUUACCAGCCCAUCUGCUACAUUUUCAAGACUAGCCAAUCAGUUCCCUGCAUGCCUGUUCCCUGCCAGCCAUCGACUUAUGUGUUCGGUUCUUGCACUCCUUCUUGCUGUGUGACCUCCCCUUGCCAGCCCCUGUGCUGCCAGCCAGCUUCCUCCAUAUCCUUCGUCUGCCUGCCGGGGGCUAACUGCCAGGCCCCCUGUUCUGCAAAGAGCUCGUGCAAACCAGCCUCCUGUGGCGCCGUGUCUUCCGGCCAACCAGCUUGUGGCAGACCCACUUUCUGCAGCCAGACUGGCUACAAAUCCGCUUCCGGCCAACCAGCCUGCUGUGUGACAGGUUCAGGCAAAUUGUUUGAUGGGGGCUCCUCUUGCUUCCAACCGACUCCUCCGUAUCUCCGCAAAGCCAGCACCUGCUUGCCCACUUCCUGCCAAGUUGGCCAUGAGUCCAGCUCCGAUGUCCUGCAGGUCACGUCUGGCCACAAUGGCCUCGGGCCCUCUGACUCGGUGGGUCUGCGUUUGGUCUGCAAGGGCAGCUGGCGCCUAGAAUUGGAGGUGCUGAGCCUGGACGGGAGUAAGGACAACGGUUCCCUGGCCUCCAGUCUUUAUACCACAAGAGCUCCUUAG
Messenger RNA from Phyllostomus hastatus (greater spear-nosed bat), 1233 nucleotides. RefSeq names its product keratin associated like protein 29-1 (gene KRTAP29-1). Gene Ontology annotation, cellular component: keratin filament. Lineage: Eukaryota; Metazoa; Chordata; Mammalia; Chiroptera; Phyllostomidae. The transcript has 3 exons. Bases 1 to 1233 code for a protein of 410 amino acids. The record is from RefSeq and is a predicted model, not a curated record.